Messenger RNA from Halichondria panicea, 1155 nucleotides. Its product is annotated as dehydrogenase/reductase SDR family member 7-like. The transcript is spliced from 8 exons. NCBI's taxonomy places the organism in Eukaryota, Metazoa, Porifera, Demospongiae, Suberitida, Halichondriidae. Gene Ontology annotation, molecular function: oxidoreductase activity. Gene Ontology annotation, cellular component: membrane. The coding region runs from base 29 to 1024 and encodes 331 amino acids. The record is from RefSeq and is a predicted model, not a curated record.
UUCCUGGGUACAGGAUCACUUCAGCUCUAUGUUUUUAGAUCAGAUGUGGCUGCUAUUGCUGGUUCUUGCUCACCUAGCCAUUGCUGGCUACCUCCUCCACAGAUUGGUGAGGUUACUGACUGCAGAUGCUGACCUCCAGGUGCUGGGCAGUCGAUUGAAACCAGGUUACUUCAAUGGGAGAGUUGUGUGGAUCACUGGAGCUAGCUCUGGAAUUGGUGAAGAGAUGUGCUACCAGCUCUCAAAACUUGGGGCCAAGCUAAUCCUGACUGCACGAACUCAGCACAAACUAGAGGAGGUCAGGAACAAUCUCUAUAAUCCAGAAAACGCAAGGGUGCUCCCUGUCGACCUUUCUGAUCCCGAGGCCACCAGAGUGUCUGUGGACAAAGCACGUCAGCUGUUUGGACGAGUGGACAUGCUAGUCAACAACGCCGGUGUGUCCACAAGAGCAUUGUUCAGAGAUCUUCAGGAGCAUGUUCAUCGCAAAGUGAUGGAGAUAGAUUUCUUUGCACCGUGGAUACUCACUCACGGGCUCAUUGAAGAAAUGAUAAAGGAUGGUUUUGGUCAUAUUAUCAACAUCUCGUCCAUCUGGGGCAAGGCUGCUCCUAGCAACCGCUCGGCUUAUUCCUCGGCAAAGUUUGGACUUAUCGCUCUAAUGGACUCGAUAAGAUAUGAGAUGCUGGACAGCAAUGUUCAUGUGACCAAUGUGGCUCCCGGUCCAGUGGUGACAGGGGCAGGGGUCAAUGCCCUCAAGGGAGAUGGGUCAAAGUUCGGAGUCUCUGAUAAUCUCAUAGCAACUGGGAUGUCUGUACAAAGGUGUGUGGAGGUGGUCCUAACAGGUGUGUCCAAUCAACAGAAGGAGGUAAAGCAGUUGGUCGUAUCAAGAGUUGGUCGUAUAAUUGUGUGGGUGUCUGAGCAAUGGUGGUUGAUGAUCCCCUACCUCUCCCACUACUGUCCCUCCCUGCUCUCACACUGGCUCUCCAAGAGGGCACGCCGGGAACUGGAGGCAGCAAAGAAAGACAAGUGACUGAUAACUAUCAUAGCGUUUGUAUAAUAUUAUCCUAUUUUGCGUUAAUUACAUGCACAUUAUGAAUUCCACUACAAAUUAAUUUUAUUGUAGAAAUCAGUUAUAAGUGAAUAGAUGUGUGAUUAAUGGAA